GCUUGUGUGCUUAACCGAACAGCUACCAAAAUGAACGUGACGAACCUAGUGUUAGGCGUGGCUGACUUGUGGCUGGCGUCCAAACAUCCUCUGAGUCUGUCCCUCCAAUUCAAGCAAACGCAGAGGUAACCACUUCUCCCCAAGCCAAAUUGAUGGAACUGGCGGUGGUAGUGCAGAAGUGAGGAUACGGAGAUGGAGGAGGCAUAGGCGAGCUCUAUGUUCAUAUGUCCAGAUACAUUGAAUCUUCCUCAAAGACAUCGAUCGUCAUGUCGAAUCUUUCCUCAAAGAUUUCAGCAGCUGGAUGCACAUCUUCACAGUCUUUGGAUCAGGCUCGACGACGACAACAAGAAAGCUACUCCUACUGAGCAGGCAGUUUAGCCGGCGGCCGGCCGAUCCGCCGAUGCCAUUCUCGAACACCGAGCAAUCAUAACACGUACGUAAUCCUAGAUCUCAUCGGAAUGCGCGUAUAUAAAUAGACGGGCCAUGCAUUGAUAUAAGAUCACGAUCAUAUGAACUUGGUUGUGAACAGUAGGCAAGAAGAUGGUAAGCUCAUCAUUUGAUUCUGUGCCGGCCAGAUCGAGGCCGAUGGCGACAAUACAGGAGCACUUCCUGUUUGUGACCGAUCCGAUGCAGAGCCACAUCGACCCGGCGCGGCGCCUGGCAGUGCGCGUCGCGGCGGCAAUGCCCAACGCGCGCGUCACCUUCUCCACCGCCGUCAGCGGCCACCGCGACAUGUUCCCACACCUGACGUCCCCCGACGGCGAGGUCGUCCAGGGCGUCGUCUCCUACAUCCCCUACUCGGACGGCUUCGACGGCGGGUUCAAGUUCAACCCGGCGGAGGCGCACGGCGUCGGCGCCGGCGCGUACAGGGAGCGCGCGCGCGAGGUCGGGUCCGAGACGCUCGCCUCCGUCGUCGCCCGCCUCGCCAGGCGGGGGCACCCCGUGACGCGCGUCGUGUACACCGCGCUCGUCGGUUGGGUCCCCGCCGUCGCGCGCGCGCACGGCGUCCCCGCGGCGCUGUACUGGGUGAAGCCGGCCACGGUGUUCGCCGUGUACUACCACUACUUCCACGGCCACGGCGCGCUCCUGGACUCCUCCUGCUGCGCGAGCGACGUCGCGGACCCUCACGCCGCCGCCGUCGUCCGCCUGCCGGGCCUCCCGCCGCUGAAGGCCGACGCGCUGCCGUCCUUGGCGUCCAUGGCCUCGCCGGGGAGCCGCAACUACCUGACGCUCGACAUGCUGCGCGACAUCUUCGUGGCGCUGGACGAGCACACGCCCACGGUGCUCGUGGACACGUUCGACGCGCUGGAGCCCGAGGCGCUGCGCGCGGUGCCGCGGUUCAACCUCGUCGCCGUGGGUCCGGUGGUGGUGGAGGAGCCGUGCAGGCCAUGCGUGGAGCUGUUCCAGCCCAACGACGCCACCGCGUACGUGGACUGGCUGGACACGAAGCCGGCGCGCUCCGUGGUGUUCGUGUCCUUGGGCAGCGUCCUCUCGUUGAGCAAGCGGCAGGACGAGGAGUUGAGGCGCGGCCUGGAGGCCACCGGCCGGCCGUACCUCCUGGUGGCGCGCAAGGGCAACAAUGGCGGCGGCGGUGGGCAGGGGAUGGUGGUGGAGUGGUGCAACCAGACGAAGGUGCUGUCGCACGGCGCCGUCGGGUGCUUCGUCACGCACUGCCGGUGGGACUCGACGCUGGAGAGCAUCACGGGCGGCGUGCCGAUGGUGGCCGUGCCGAGGUGGGCGGACCAGCCGACCGUGGCAGCACUAGUGGAGGCGUCCGCGGGCGUGGGCGUGCGUGCGUGGGUGGACGGCGACGGGGUGGUGGGGCGUGGUGAGCUCCGGCGGUGCGUCGAGAUGGUCAUGGGAAGCACGGACAGUGCUUCGGCAGUGAGGGCACGAGCAGAGUGCUGGGGCCAACGCGCCAAGGAGGCGGCCGCCGUCGGGGGGACGUCGCAGAGGAAUCUCCGUGCGUUUGCGUCCGGGCUGUGAGUUGUGACCGAUGCGUCACGCAUAGUAUAUGGUCAAAAUAAACACGGAUUUUACUAUGAGCAUUCACGUUAAUAACGUUGCUGACAAGAUGAGCCGUUACUGCUCAUGGAGCAAUCAACACUUGACGUCUGUACAGCAA
Messenger RNA from Sorghum bicolor (sorghum), 2125 nucleotides. Its product is annotated as cyanidin 3-O-rutinoside 5-O-glucosyltransferase. The record is from RefSeq and is a predicted model, not a curated record. Gene Ontology annotation, molecular function: UDP-glycosyltransferase activity. NCBI's taxonomy places the organism in Eukaryota, Viridiplantae, Streptophyta, Magnoliopsida, Poales, Poaceae. Bases 541 to 1986 code for a protein of 481 amino acids. The transcript has a single exon.